This is a messenger RNA of Sarcophilus harrisii (Tasmanian devil), 10902 nucleotides long. It is a transcript of the gene CLOCK, whose product is annotated as clock circadian regulator. Bases 937 to 3498 code for a protein of 853 amino acids. NCBI's taxonomy places the organism in Eukaryota, Metazoa, Chordata, Mammalia, Dasyuromorphia, Dasyuridae. The record is from RefSeq and is a predicted model, not a curated record. Gene Ontology annotation, biological process: circadian regulation of gene expression; regulation of transcription by RNA polymerase II. The transcript has 23 exons. Gene Ontology annotation, cellular component: CLOCK-BMAL transcription complex; nucleus; cytoplasm. Gene Ontology annotation, molecular function: DNA-binding transcription factor activity, RNA polymerase II-specific; protein dimerization activity; E-box binding.
UAAAGAUACUCUAGUAUCUUUGCCAAGAAACUCCCAAUUGGUAUCCCAAAGAGUGGACAUGAUGGAAAAAAACUACUCAAAAAAUUCAAGUUUUCAUUCUAUUGGGGAAACAACAUGAACAUAGGUAAUUGAGUACCAAACAUUUAAAAAAAAUAUUCUGUGAAAGGCAAGUAUGGGUGGAUUUAACAAUGAUGUAGAAGAAAGACCUCAUGUAGAUACUUGAGCUGAGUGUUGAAGGAAGUUCAGUAUUCUAAGUAGAGAUGGUUGAGGAGUGACUGCAUUCCAAGCCUGCUUCCUAGAACAGAUGGUAGAUGAAAUAUCUUGUACUAGGAACAGCAAGUAAUAAGAAUAGUUUAUCAACUAGAAUGUUUGUUAACCAAAAUAACCAUGCUAGGUAACCUAUUUGUUUAGUGACUGAAAUCUACUUAAAAUACCAAAGCUGCAACUUAAUGAAUUUACUUAACAUUCUCCUCCAAGGCAUCAGUAUGGUAUGGUGGUGCCCUUGAGUUUCAGAAGCCUGUGCCAAGAAAAUAAACUUUGGCAGGUCUUACCAAGCUGGAGAGUCUUCUCGUUUGAGCCUACUGACAAAUAUAGAACUCAUCUUCUGACUCCACAUCCAAUUGUCUCUUCUUCUGUUAAGUUGCUUCUAAAGGUGUUGCUAUGUACUUAAUACAAGAGACUACAUGAUAUGAUAUAUAAAUUCCUGAACUCAAGAAGAUCCAGGCUCCAGUUAUAUUGGCUUUGGAAACCUUGAGCUAGUCACUUAAGCUGUCAGUGUUCAAGAUAAUUCUCCAAGACUUCAUUUGGAGAUUUGAUGACAUGCUACAGAGAACAUUUUGAGCCUAUGGUUUUUUUUGGAGAAUUCAUUUCAAAGGUCUCAGAAGUACAAGAGGUAGAUAUACAAAUGUCUACCACAAGACGAAAGCGCAGCAUGUUAUGUAUUUUACCAUAAGCUGUCAUAAAAUGAGCUCAAUUGCAGACAGAGAUGAUGGUAGUAUUUUUGAUGGACUGGUGGAAGAAGAUGACAAGGAUAAAGCAAAAAGAGUAUCUAGAAACAAAUCUGAAAAGAAGCGGAGAGAUCAGUUUAAUGUUCUCAUUAAAGAAUUGGGAUCUAUGCUUCCUGGUAAUGCUCGGAAGAUGGACAAAUCUACUGUACUACAGAAAAGCAUUGAUUUUUUAAGGAAGCACAAAGAAAUUACUGCACAGUCAGAUGCCAGUGAAAUUCGACAGGACUGGAAACCAACAUUCCUUAGUAAUGAAGAGUUUACACAAUUAAUGUUAGAGGCUCUUGAUGGUUUUUUUUUAGCAAUCAUGACAGAUGGAAGCAUAAUAUAUGUAUCUGAAAGUGUAACUCCAUUACUUGAACAUUUACCAUCUGAUCUUGUGGAUCAAAGCAUAUUUAACUUUAUCCCAGAAGGAGAACAUUCAGAAGUUUAUAAAAUGUUGUCAACUCAUCUUCUGGAAAGUGAUUCAUUAACACCAGAGUAUCUAAAAUCAAAAAAUCAGCUUGAAUUCUGUUGCCACAUGCUCCGAGGAACAAUAGAUCCAAAAGAACCACCUACAUAUGAAUUUGUGAAGUUUAUAGGAAAUUUCAAAUCUUUGAACAAUGUAUCCAGUUCAUCACACAAUGGUUUUGAAGGAACCAUACAGCGAUCCCAUAGGCCUUCCUAUGAAGACAGAAUUUGUUUUGUAGCUACUGUUAGGUUAGCUACACCUCAGUUCAUUAAGGAAAUGUGCACUGUUGAAGAGCCCAAUGAAGAGUUCACAUCCAGACAUAGUUUAGAAUGGAAAUUUCUCUUCCUAGAUCACAGGGCUCCUCCCAUAAUAGGAUAUUUACCAUUUGAAGUUCUGGGGACAUCAGGGUAUGAUUAUUAUCAUGUGGAUGACUUAGAAAAUUUGGCAAAAUGCCAUGAACAUUUAAUGCAGUAUGGGAAAGGCAAGUCCUGUUAUUAUAGGUUCCUGACAAAAGGGCAACAGUGGAUUUGGCUUCAAACUCAUUACUAUAUCACUUAUCAUCAGUGGAAUUCAAGGCCAGAGUUUAUUGUUUGUACGCACACAGUAGUAAGUUAUGCAGAAGUUAGGGCUGAAAGGCGACGUGAGCUUGGCAUUAAGGAGUCCCUUCCUGAGAUAGCAGCUGAUAAAAGCCAAGACUCUGGAUCUGAUAAUCGUAUUAACACUGUUAGUCUCAAAGAAGCAUUAGAAAGAUUUGAUCACAGCCCAACUCCUUCUGCUUCAUCCAGGAGUUCACGGAAAUCCUCUCAUACUGCAGUGUCAGAUCCUUCCUCAACACCAACAAAGAUAGCAACAGAUAAUAGCACUCCUCCCAGACAACAUUUACCUGGACAUGAAAAAAUAGCUCAAAGGAGGUCAUCAUUUAGUAGUCAGUCCCUAAAUUCCCAAUCUGUUGGUCAGUCUUUAGCACAGCCAAUGAUGUCUCAAGCUACAGCUUUACAUAUUCAACAAGGAAUGUCACAGCCCAUGUUUCAGUUUUCAGCUCAGUUGGGAGCCAUGCAGCACCUAAAAGAUCAGCUGGAACAACGGACCCGAAUGAUUGAGGCAAAUAUUCACCGACAACAAGAAGAACUCAGAAAAAUCCAAGAACAAUUACAGAUGGUCCAUGGUCAAGGGCUACAAAUGUUUUUACAGCAGUCAUCCCCUGGAUUGAAUUUUGGUUCUGUUCAACUGUCUUCUGGAAAUUCAUCAAAUAUGCAACAACUUACUCCUAUAAACAUGCAAAGUCAAGUUGUUCAGGCUAAUCAGAUUCAAAGUGGAUUAAAUACUGGACAUAUUGGUUCUUCUCAGCAUAUGAUGCAACAACAGUCUUUACAAAGUCCAGCAACUCAGCAAACUCAACCAAACGUUCUCAGUGGACACAAUCAACAAACCUCUCUUUCCAGUCAGACUCAAAGCACGCUGACUGCUCCACUGUACAACACUAUGGUAAUUUCUCAGCCAACAACGGGAAACAUAGUCCAGAUUCCAUCUAGCAUACCACAAAACAAUAAUCAGGGUGCUGCAGUAACUACUUUCACCCAGGACAGACAGAUAAGAUUUUCUCAAGGUCAACAACUGGUGACCAAAUUAGUUACUGCUCCUGUUGCCUGUGGGGCAGUUAUGGUACCUAGUACUAUGUUUAUGGGUCAGGUGGUAACUGCCUAUCCCACUUUUGCUGCACAACAACAGCAGCCACAAACGUUGUCAAUCACACAGCAGCAGCAGCAGCAACAGCAGCAACAACCAAGCCAGCAGGAACAGCAGCUAACUACCAUUCAGCAAUCAUCUCAGGCUCAGCUGACUCAGCCAUCACAGCAGUUCUUACAGACUUCCAGGCUGCUUCAUGGAAAUCCUUCAACUCAACUUAUCCUCUCUGCUGCUUUUCCACUACAACAGGGCACUUUGACUCAGGCCCAUCACCAGCAGCAUCAGUCUCAGCAACAGCAGCUUGCCCGCCAUAGAACUGAGGGUUUGACUGAUCCUUCCAAAGUUCAACCACAGUAGCACAUCUGCCCCUUUUCUGACACUGAGGGGGAGAGAAGAGUGGCUGUUUCAUAAAGAGUUGCACUGAUGACCCGAUGAUGGUAGGAAAAAUUUAGACUAUCUAAGAUGCAGUAUUGGAAAUCUUUCAGGAGUGCUCUGUGGAAGUCCACACUAAGUACUAGCCAGCAGGAAGGUAAUCCUAGGGAUGUCGCCAAUUCUGACAGUGUUGUAGUUGUCCGGACUUUUUUUUUUUUUUUUUUUAAACUAAAUAAGAGCAUCAUGCCAAAUGUUAAUUUGCCCUAUGGAGCCUAAUCUAAAGUGAACCCAGAAGGGCACCAACAAUUUUCAUUUCUAGUAGUACUGUGCAUUUAUCCAAUGUUACAGUGGACAUGCUGUUGCCACACCUUAGGUUUGAAUUUUGCUAAAAAAAAAAAAAAGAAAAAGAAAAAAGAAAAAAAGAAAGAAAGAAAUCCCAUGAAGACAGUCCAGAAGACUUUGUCUUUUGUCAGGUGAUUAUGGGACAGUAAAUAUUUUCAGGAUGUUGUGUGGAAUCAAAUUUUCUGUUGUAUAGAUGCUGUAAAAUAUUGUGUAUAUGUCUGGAUAAAAAGAGAGCGCGCAAAAUAAUUUUAUAUGCUGCAUGGAAGCAUAUUCUCUUCUUUGUAGGUUUGAAUACAUUUCCUUAAAUUCUUGCACCACAUUCAGACUAAUACAUCCCUUUUUUGUUCCCUUUUGUUUACAACACGAUACAUCGUUCUUUUCACUCUUUUCUGGGGCACAAGUCUAUUUGUAUUUUAUCUGUGAUGUCACAGUUUGUUAAUGAGGUAUGAUGUGCUGCUGGGAGUGGAUUUUUUUCAGGUUAAAUUAUUUGAUGCAAUUGUUGGAACUGAUGGUCGUGCAACAGGGUUUUCAGGAUGUUCAGAAAUAUCCCUCGUCUCAUAAUUAUUCAAUUAUGUUUGAAAAUAGGAUUUGCACUGUUUUAUGUAUGUAGAUGGUUGGGAAUUUUACUCCCUGGAGUGAUCACAUCUUUUGAUAUAGUUCAUAGUUGGAAAUAUUUAUGUAAAAGUUUUAAAAAUAAUUUCAAGAAUAUUUCAACUAUAAGAGUAAUUUGCACAAAAUGUAUUUACAUUUUAGGCACUUUUUAACUUUCUCUGUGGUGGGAACUGUAACUUGUUAAAAUAUGUUGGAAAUCUUUUUAUUGUCUUUUACAAUUUCAAUGUUUCUUUUAGUCAGAAAUGAUUCAGGGUUGUUUGAAAAAAAAAAAAAAAGCCCCUAGUGCCUUGAUUUUGAUUCAGGUGAUAAUGCUGACCAUUGUUUGAACUAUGUUGUCUCGAUUCUGUAGCAAUAUUACAGUUUUGAAGUCUUAGUACAGUUUUAACAAAAUUAGAGUGUUAACUAAUAGUUAUUUUUCUCCCAGGGAAGACUACUUUAUUUCAACUGGAGAUCAUGUAUAAUUUGAAAAAAAAAAAAAAAAAAAAGUGACACCUCUUGUUUUUUUCACAGUCACUAAUAUCCAGAAUUUCAGAGCUAUCUUAAAUGUAGGCUUUGCUGUUUUAAAGCCAAAAUAUUUAAGAACCGAAUUGCAAAUUGACUUGGUAGUCAUAUAGUUUAAUAGAAAAAAUUAGGAAGCAGGAAUGGAUUAGUUGGAUACUCAAAAAUUAGAAUAAUGUGUUCACCAUGGUUUCUAAUAUGAACUAAAACUUAAGAAGAUAAAUUCAUGUUACAAAGAUAAAAAAUCCCAACAAAAAAGAUAUACUUUUAAAAAAAUGUUCUAAAAAAUAUUUUUAUGGUACUCGUAAUUAAGUCCACAUCUAUGGAGAAAAAAAAAUUAAUGCAGAGGAAGUCUUAUUAGGGUAUUUUAAAUUGCUACCUCCCUCUUCCCCAAGAAUGUUUAUCAUAGCAGUUAUUGGUAGUUUUUUCCCCCAUGAUAAUAACUGAACAUAGAAUGCUAGAUAACUAAAUUGAACCCUAAGGUUUUUUAAGAUCCACCAUGACUAAAACAUUGUUAUUCUUAAGGGUUAUACUUUUAGCUUUUCAUUGAUUUGCAUCCAACCAGCAACUAGUACAUUAAAAUGGAGGAAGAAAGUAGAAAUAAAAAAUAAAGAACCAAAGAAAGGUAGGACCUGCCUCUGUAAGAAGGAGCAGGACCAGAUACCAAAAUUUAACAUAUCAAGAAUCCCUUUUCAAGCUAUGUAAUCUUUCAGAAAAGAUUUGUCAUUCUUAUGAAUGAAAACUAGUUUUUACCCUGGUGUUCGCAUCUGAUUAUAAUCAUACAUAAGCAAAACUGGUGGUUUAGAAUGUUCAGAAUGAGAUAUUAUUUUCCCCUCACCUAAGAUUGCCUUGUUAAAAUUGUUACACCAUUCCACAUACAUGUAUCUGAACUCGAGUUUUAUCUGUUAGAGGUCUGUGCUGAUAAAAAUGAGAUAAAUAUGUAGAUCUUUUUAAGGCAUACUUGGAAACUCUAAGCAAAUACCUAUCAUCAAAGGAAAAACAGUGUGGCCUCUCAGUCCUGUAGCCUCAGGUUGAUAGAACCCAAGUGAAGCAGGAGAUUCCACUCUUGGCCAAGGAGUUAAUAAAUCAGCAAAUAGGUAUUCCCUGUUACCUUGCCUUAAAUAGUUCCUACCCAAUACAUAUUUUGAAUAGAAAAUCAAGAGAAAUCAAUUCAGUGCCUAAUUCUCACUCCCCUCCUCCAAAUUCUCAUUUUGAAACAGCAGCCACUGAAAUGAAAUAGUCUUCAUCCAGCCACCACUUACUCUCCAUCCCCUUAUUUAUGUCUCUCACUCUCUUCCUGCUAUCUCCCUUGAACUAGGUAGACAAGUUUCUAAAAUGUUUCCAACUUCGUUGGAGGAUGAAGGUGUCAGGUGAAGCUAUUCUAGCAAUUGCUUAAUUCUUAAAUUCAAUCUGUUCCUUACAAGGAAAGACCAUAUAAAUGCAACCUUUCAGAAUCUAGAAAAUCCUUUUCUCCACUAAAUCCUCCCUCUCAAACAUAUCUAAAAGAAUCUUUUGGCACUAAGCAGCACUUUUAAGAAUAAGAGAGAACUGAGGAAAAAAAAAAUUUGUGCUUUAGCACGUGGGCAGAGAAUUUCAGAAAGUAAUCAAUAACUACUGCAGAGAGUGCUAGUCUGUUGGAACCCAGAUGCUUAUUCUCCUGUUUUAGAGCCAAAAUGUCUGAAAGAGGAAAUGAGAUUAUGUAAUCAUAAGCAUAAUGAUUCAGGAUUGAUUCUCUGUACCAUCUCAUCUGAUGAAAAUAAUCCUUUGACAUUUAUAAACUUGAUAUGUACAGGAAUAUAUUUGGUAAUAAUAGGAAACUAAGGCAAUCUACUGGUUUUAAAUAUAGCAACUUGGAGUAGAAUGUAUUGAAAAUGGAUCUCUUGUAUGAUAUUAUAGGCCUUGCCUUAAAAAGAAUGUUGUCCUAUGAGCUAUUGAAUUAGCCUACAGUAAGAGCUCUGUGAUUCAGAAGUCUUGAAGAAAAAGCCUUAGAGAAGAGCACUUAAAAUGGAAUUGUUUCCCUUGCUAAUAAUUUAUGGAGAAAGAUUCCAUGUAACUGGAAAAUUGUUCAAAGUAUUCAGAACACUUCUGCCAUAUCUAGACAAACUUUGAAAGAAUAGAAAGCAUAUGGCUUUCUACCUGACACCCAUUUUCUACCUACUUUUUUUUUUGUCCGACAUUUUCAUUAGUGACUUUGAAUGUAUGGGUAAGCAUGUUUUGCUUGUGUCAAACUCAUUCAAGUAUAUAUAGCCUCUCCAAUGUCUAUGACCCUGCUUAAAGGUCCCAUGGGAGUAAUAAUGUUGGAAGGUACAAACACUGGAUAUUAACAUUGCUGAAGUGAGUCUGACAAAGAAGCUAGAGCACUAGAAUAAGAAUUGUGGAAAGGAAAUUGCACAAAGGCACUUAGCCAUUUUGAGGAAGAUUUAGAUGAAGAUGUGCAUUUUUUUUUUUUUUUUUUUUUGGUUUGUUUGAAUUGGGUAAGAACUUUCUGAACUGAGCUCCUAAAGUCAUUGCAAAAGAAAAGAAAUAUAAAUAUUUUUAUAGUAUAUUUAAUAUAUAUAUUUGUAUAUAACUGUAAAAGUAUAGUAGGAGCCCUUCACAUGCCUUCCAUUUUAAUCUAGUUUACUUUUGCCAUAGCGCUUAGUGUUUUCCCAUCUGUAUAGGUAAUGUGCCUACUGUCAGCUUACCAAAAGAUAGUAUUGCUGCUUUCUGGGACAGGUGAGAACCAAUUUCUCAUGCCUGGGGAUCCUUUUACAUAGGGAAUAAUGACAAACCUUUAAAAAAUUCAAAUCUAGUACUGUCUAAAAACAUCAUCUGGAUAUGUCGAGCACUUUAUUACAAUUACUCAUUUUAACAAACAGUUAAUCAUUAUAGAUGUUAUUCCCAAAGGGCCCCCAAAUCACCAUUUGAAUAAUAAAGUUGAAGCAUUUCUGGUCUAAGCAUUUAGACCCAGUGAAUCUUUGGUUUAUGGGAGUGAUUUCACAGUGUCAAAACCACUUGGCUCUCUGUUGUUUUUUUAAUAUUGAAGGAAUUGUUUGUAGGUGAAUAGUUCCAUUUAGAGAUUUUCUUAAACCUGUCUUGCCUUUUGUAUGGCUACCAAAAAAAGAAAAAAAGAAAAAAAAAAGACCAAUGAGCCUGUUUGUAGUUUUCAAAGGUCUAGAAAAAUCUGCUUCUGAGUAGGAGUAUAGAUCUAAUGUUCAAUGAAUUGGUAGUAGCAAAUAUUAGAAUAUAACAGUUUUAAGAAGCAAACCAAAUUGUUCUGAAUGUUUAAAUGUUGUGUCCUACAGUGUUGGCAGGCCAUUUUUAAUGUCUUUAAAAUUGUUCUUGAAACAGUUCUGAACUAGAAAACCUGGGGAAAUGGCUGCUUUAGACAAGAUUGAGAAAAAUCUGUUAUUGAAUCUUAUGUUAAUUGUCUCCUUUGGAAAAAGUGGAGAUGAUUGAAAUGUAUUGAGAUGGUUAUUAAUGCAGGAUGUUAGAAACUGAAUGUUGACAAAUUCAGAAGAAAUGAUCAAACUUGGACAUUAAAAAAAAAUUUAAACUGCUGUCCACAAGAAUUUUGCAAUUUUCUUCAUGUCCUAACUUAACACUACAUUCCUUAUUUUUCUUAAAUAAAGCAGUAAUUUAAAGGUUUUGUGAUGUUUUCAGUGCUUUAUGCUUUGUUAGUUGCCUGGGUUUCCCCAGUCUGAUGCUCUUUAUUGAACUAAAAUAUUUGUAAAGAAAAUUAUGUAAGAAACCCUUACCCACCAGCAAACACUGAGAGGUGCUGCACUGAGACAAUCAAAAUAGUAUUUAUAAUUUAGAAAAUGGUUUUAAAGGAAUAAUUGCUUUGAAAGCUUUAAUGUGAUUUAUUAAAAGACUAAAACUAUUUUCAAAUGUAUCUGAGUGUUAAAUUUCUUACUAAAGUGAUUUCUGUAUUCUUUUUGCCUUUGGAUUGGCAUAAACAAACCCUUUUAUUUUAGGCCCCUGCUACUUAUCACUUUCAUAGUCAUCUUUAGCUAUCUAAGCUUAUGUAGUUCAUCAGUGAAGGAACUAUAAUCCUGCUUCUAAAAUACAGCAAAAAUAUCUUGUUGCCCUACUGCUCUAAACUGUUUUUUUUUUUUUUUUUAAUCUGAAUAAUGGUAAUUUCUUCAAAAAAACUUUUAUUUCACUUGUUGCCUUUUCUAUUCUGUAGGAUUUACUUGUUGUUCAGGUUUUUUGUAAAAGUAUAAAAGGCACUUUAUUUGUAAUUCUUUCCCUAGUGCAGCCAAAGGAUGCACAGAACCUAUGGCACAUUUUGCCCCCCUGGUGUGUCUACUUCUCAAAUUCUUGAGAAAAUGACCAGUAUCUUUUAAUGGUUUAUGUUACUUACCCCACUACUUUAUUCCAGGAGGCACAGAAGUGGUGCAAUGUCUUCUGCAUAAUAAAAUCAUUAAGUCUUGUCUUUCUGUGUUAAUGUUGGGUUGAUCCCCACCCGAUCUCGUUAUUGUUCGUCUCCAUUCAUAGCAUAGUCUGAUGACGUGUUAUUUGGACAGUUAAAGCAGGUAGGGAAGUUUUGAUUUGGUAACACAUUGUUUCAGGUGGAUGUUGAAUCUAUAGAUUAGUCAUACCAGAAGAGCCUCCCAAGUUUUGGAUGUCCAAAGAAGGCACACUGACUUUUGGUAAUGUAAAAAAUUGUCUUUGCCUUGAAAUGGGUUAAAGUCGAAUAUAUGAUAAACAUGCUUUUAAAUUUUCUAGGCAAACAAACUGUGACAUCACUUGAAGGGUGACAUUGUUUGAAAUGUUCUUUGUGCUUUAGUUAAGACUCCUGGUGCAGGUUCAUUGCUGGCAAUGUUUGCACCAAAAUAUCUGGCACUAAAGAGUUAUCACCAGGGAAGCUCUGUAAAUGUUUUAUCUUGAAAUUCUUGUCCCCAUGGUGUUACUGUGUUAAGUAACUAGACAAUCAUUUUUUGAACAAAAUGUUCAAAACAAUCUAUUCCCCACCCCCACCCCCCCAGAUGUCAACCAAAACAGGUAUAAUUUUUUUAGACCACUGCUAGAACUAUUUUCAAAUGCAUUUUACUGUGGUAUACAUUUGAAAAGAGCCUCAGCAACAAGGAAAUUCCAUGUUCACUUCAUAUAAAAAUUAAAACCCAAAGACAAAUUAAAUUGAUGAUGUUCUGGAUACAAAUUUUAAAACAAACGAUUUAUCUUUGUAAAUUUCUAAUUGUUAACAUCUGGUAGUAGUAAUAAGAAUAAGCGUUUUUUGGAGUAAUGUGUUCUUAAGUGUCUCUCUGUCCUAUUAUUCCUGUUCCUGUUGAUUCUUGAUCUGAAUUAGAUGAAAAUAUGCCUCAAUUUUAUAGGGGCUAAUCACUCAGAUUAAAGAGACAAAAUGUUAACUCUCAAAAGGAACUGCUGAAUGAAUCUUUGGUAUAAAACAUUUAGCUAAGUAACGAUAAUCACUCUUUUUUUCUGGUUUGCUACAAUAUGUUCUGCCAGAAUCCUACACUGCACCAAGUAUGAGGGCUACUAAAUUAAGGGGAUAGAGUACACAAGGCACACGCCAUUAUAAUUUUAAUUUUGUUCCAUAAAAAUUUUGCCAAGUUAAUGUUGCCUUUUGGGCUUUAGUAUUUAUUACAGCUGAUUUAUGCUCGUUUUCUGGCAAUACUCCAAUAUGUACCAUUUGAAAAGGCAAGUCAGUAGCUUACUACCUUUCACUAUAUGGCCAAAAAAGCCCUAUAGUCUACAUUAUUGUUUUGCCAAGUUAUCUUUAGGAAUUUGUGUAAAGCUUUAAAAACAAACAAACCAACCUGUACUACUACUAACAAUGCAUUUUUCCUUAGAAUACUGUACUCAGAACUUUAGCAAAAGAGCCAAACAAUAGCAUGUUUUUUUCUUGAUGUAAAACAAAACGACAAAAAAAACUAACAACCUUUUGUUUUCUUUUAUUCAAUUUUGAAAAUAAAAACAAUACCUCAAUACUAA